GUGUAUCGUGAUAAUACAGCACGGACAGUGCAGGAAUUUACCAGUGACACACUUUCCUAUUGUCAGCAUCACAAGAAUGGGUUCACACCUGUCAGGUCGUUCCUGUAAAUCUCGCCCAUUUUUACUUCGUGUCAGUCGGUGGUUCACGGCUGGUAUUCGGAUGUGACAUUCAGGAAUGCAUAUGAAUAGAAUCUGCGAUAGCGAUUUACCAGGAACUCCUUCUUAAAAGAGGUGUUUGACACUAUUGGAGAUCACCGCAGUCCGCUCGACUGAGCAACCGGCGCUUGAACCCGAAGCAUCAGCCCCAGUGAUCAAAGAUGAGCAACCUUUCCUACAGCACGAGUAACAGCUCGGUUGACAACUGCACCAACGUGGAUGAUCUGGUGAAGCGCUACUAUCUGCCUGCCAUGUAUGGUACGAUUUUCAUCGUCGGCAUUGUGGGCAACAUCACCGCUCUGCUGGUCUACGCGGUCAAAGUUCGUCCAUGGAAGAGCAGCACCAUCAUCAUGGUGAACCUCGUCAUCACCGACCUCCUCUUCAUGACCUCCUUGCCCUUUUUAACCUACUACUACAGCCUCAACGACUCUUGGACGCUGGGCAUCACCAUGUGUCGCUUCGUACGCUUCAUCUACCACUUUAACCUCUACGGCAGCAUCCUCUUCCUCACCUGUCUGGCCAUCUUUCGAUACGUGGCGGUCGUGCAUCCGUCGCAAGCCCACAACAUCAAGCAGAAGCGCUGGGGAACGCUGGCCUGUGUCCUGGGUUGGGUCGUGGCGGUUGCAGAAAUAAGUCCAGUUUUUAAUCUCUUUGAAAUGAAGGAGCAGGACAACAAAACCUACUGCCUGGACCUCGCGAGCAAUGAUACAAAAUUCAUCUGGCCGUACAGUUGGGUGCUGUCCGUGCUCGGAUAUCUGGUUCCUCUAGUCGUGGUUUGUCUUUGCUAUUGGCGCAUCAUGAAGGUGCUAAAGAAUGGUCCUCAUAAGGAAAGCAGCAAGCGGGUUCGAGCGAGGCGGCUCAUCGUGUUAAUCCUGACGUGUUUCAUUGUGUGCUUUCUGCCUUUUCAUGUUCUACGGGCUUUGAGGAUCUACACGAGACUCUCUCCGGAUAACGACUGCAUGCUGGUCCACUGGGCUCACGCCGCUUAUAUCAUCUCCAGGCCGAUCGCUGUACUCAACAUCAUUUUCAACCUGCCGCUCUAUACGUUAUCGGGGGACUGUUUUCAGCAGGCCUUCGUAGAAAUGUUUAAAUGUGAUCGUCUCAUUUCGAAAACUAAAUGGAUGAUUAAAGCGGCUGUGAGCAACAAACCUACGACUGACAUCACGAGUGAUCGAAGCAGCUAAGACUCAUUCUGGUGAUUGAAAUGUACAGUAACUCUUAAAAAAACAAACAUACGGUAAACGAUGAGACAAAGCCAAAGCUACUGUAAAAGAGCAGUUAUAUGAAGCUCCACAAAAUGUUAUUUUUUAAAAAGUUAUAUGACUCCAUUUCAUGAUGACAGAAAUUACGUAAUUUACUCAAAUUGUUCCAGACCUGUACGAAUCUCUCUUUUUUUUUUGCUUAAUGUAGGGAUGCAGAAUAUUAUCAGACUAAUAUCGGAAUCAGCCGAUAAUGGUUUUAAAUGUAAGUACUGGUAUCGGCCUCAUAUGAAAAAUUAUGCCAAUAUGUCUUGUUGAUAAGAGGAAUGAAUUAACCCACAUGUUCCCAGAGUUCACAUCUGCAUUUAAUCUGUGGAGGCUCAUACAGAAUUAUGCACUCGUUAUGAGAUUAAACAGAGAUAGCCCGAUCGGAAGGAGUUGUAAUCUGUAAAGUAAUCUGUCUACUUCUAAUUAAAUUAAGAGUAAAAUAGCAUACACCCAUAAUAUUUAGACUGUGUUCUGAUUGAAUAAAAUAAAUGAUUCUACAAUAUAAUAAUUAUGCUUUCAUUUUCAAAGCUUCAAAGUACUUUCAAGAAACCUUCAUUAUUGUUUAUUUAAUUAUAACAAAUAACAAAAAUUUAUACAAAAAUUAUAACAAAAAUGUAUUUAGCUUGUAAUUUCUGCACCGGAGAAACUUAGUGCUGUUUCUAAAUAAGAAAUAAAUAUAUCGGUAUCGGCCAAAAUGAGUUAAAAAUUAUCGGAUAUUGGUAAAAUCCAAUAUCGUGCGUUCUAAGAAGCAAAAUUGGACCCUAUUCACUUGUUAUUGUUAAGUAAUAUUAAAACUGUAGAACUGUUAGAACUUUAAAAGAGCAAUACCUUUCAUUCAUUAAAUAAAGCUCAAAUAAAUAAAGCUAUUUCAUGAAAAUUAAAAUUAAAAUGACUAAACUGUAAAAACAGAUAUUUGUAUUUGGCCUUACAUUAUAUAAUUAAAGCUAAAUUAAAAUAAAUAAAUAACAAGGAAGAAGAAGAAAUUUGAUAGCAAUACUAUUUUAUAUUCUGUUAUAUCCGAUAUAUAUCUUAUUACUUGUUGCUAUUUUAUAAAACAAAAAAAUGCAAAUGCACAUGUAUUAUAAUCUUUUCCAUUAUUUAUGCACCAACCUGUUUAACCUAUAAUAUUAUCUCAAUGUGCACAGCCUAAAGUGGCUUUAUACACUGUAUAGUAUUGAAAAUGUUGUUGUGCCAAGGUCACGGGCUUGAUUCCUAAAAAUGCAUGAAUUAAUUAAACGUAGCCUACAUUCUGAAUGCAAUGCGAGUCGUUUGGAAUAAAAGUGCCUGUCAGAUGCAUAAAUAAAGGUCAAUUUUGUUAAAUGAA
Messenger RNA from Puntigrus tetrazona (Sumatra barb), 2727 nucleotides. RefSeq names its product 2-oxoglutarate receptor 1-like. NCBI's taxonomy places the organism in Eukaryota, Metazoa, Chordata, Actinopteri, Cypriniformes, Cyprinidae. Gene Ontology annotation, molecular function: G protein-coupled receptor activity. The transcript has 2 exons. The coding region runs from base 318 to 1340 and encodes 340 amino acids. Gene Ontology annotation, biological process: G protein-coupled receptor signaling pathway. The record is from RefSeq and is a predicted model, not a curated record. Gene Ontology annotation, cellular component: plasma membrane.